This is a messenger RNA of Drosophila serrata, 1574 nucleotides long. It is a transcript of the gene Adf1, whose product is annotated as Adh transcription factor 1. Gene Ontology annotation, biological process: regulation of transcription by RNA polymerase II. The record is from RefSeq and is a predicted model, not a curated record. Gene Ontology annotation, molecular function: DNA binding. Gene Ontology annotation, cellular component: nucleus; transcription regulator complex. Lineage: Eukaryota; Metazoa; Arthropoda; Insecta; Diptera; Drosophilidae.
UCGCCAGAUCCGUCGCAUCAUUGGCAGAGACGCGACUGAGCUGGGACGUACCGUUGGCAGAGACGCGACAGAGAAAUAAAAUUAAAACGUCGACGUUCCUUCCUCGCAGAAGAAUCCAAUCAAAAUAAAAACAAACACAUAGUGCGUUCGCGCCAAAUAUUUAACAACAAUUAGCAAACGAAAGAAACAAAUGCAUACCCUUACGGCAGCCAUCGAGAUGGACAAGCUGGAUGCCAAUCUUGAGCAGCAGUUUGAUCUAAAUCUCAUCGAGGCUGUCAAACUGAACCCAGUGAUAUACGAUAGGUCUCACUACAACUACAAGCACUUUGUGCGCAAGGCCCAGACCUGGAAACAAAUCGCCGAAACUCUCGGUGUGCCUGAACAAAAAUGUACAAAGCGUUGGAAAAGCCUGCGCGACAAGUUCGCCCGCGAGAUGAAACUGUGCCAGGAAUCGAGGUGGCGCUACUUUAAGCAGAUGCAAUUCCUGGUGGACUCCAUUCGCCAGUACAGAGAGUCGUUGCUCGGCAAGUGCGCCAAUGGGAGUCAGAAUGCCAACCAGGUGGCAGAUCCUUCGCAGCAGCAACAGGCGCAACAGCAGACCGUCGUAGACAUUUUCGCUCAACCGUUCAACGGGAGCGCCACAACCUCGGCCCAAGCACUAACCCAUCCUCACGAAAUCACGGUCACUGGUGACGCUCAGCUGGCUACUGCUGUGGGAAAGGAUCAAAAGCCAUAUUUCUACGAGCCGCCGCUAAAGCGCGAGCGCAGCGAGGAAGAACACAGUGACAACAUGCUUAACACCAUUAAGAUUUUCCAGAAUAAUGUCUCCCAGGCGGUCAGCGCCGAGGACCAGUCGUUCGGCAUGGUCGUCACGGACAUGCUCAACACGCUGGGCGUGCGGCAGAAGGCCGAGGCCAAGGUGCACAUCAUCAAGUAUCUGACGGACAUGCAGCUGCUGGCGCAGCACAACAAAUACUAACUGCCGGGCGGCUGUCACCGGCAGCUGCUGCAGCUGCUCCAACUGGAGAGCGUUCUAUCUUGAAAGCAUAGAAGGGGGCGUGCGGCCACCGACAUCCACACAGGCUGCGGUCGUGUGUGUGGUCACUUUCUUUAGAAAAUAGUCUUAAAGUCAAACUACAGAUUAAUAUUAGACAUUAAAAGCCCCAUGGCGCAUACCCAUAAAGCGUAAUUAUACUUCAUUAACCCCGAAACGUAGACGACAUACAUAUAUACAUCUUUAUAUGCUUAGUUUGACCUCAAGAUCGAUGAUCCACUUCGCGCCCCAUUCUCAGCAGUGUACAAACAAAAUGCGAUGGAAUAAACAGCGGUCCUAGAAUUAUGCGUAGUUUGUUAAACAACCGUGGAAUCACUUAAAAUGCAGCGUAUUGUAAAUUUUGGACUACGAUUUAGUUGUAACUUGCCAUUGGGUCUUAGCUCUGUAAUUAAGAACACACGUAAUCGUUAUUUUAAUUUUAUAAGUUUGUUGUAAUAUGCUGAACACGCUUGGUAAACUACUUUGAAAGGCUUUAUGUACGACGAAAAGAAAUAUAAAACCCUUUUUCACAGUGAGCGCA